UCUACCGAGUAAAAUUUAUAAUAAACACUUAAAUUCUGCGUGCCUCUUCUUUUCUUGAAAAAAAUGCGUGCCAAGUCCAGUCAGACACGCUCCCAUCCUGAUCGAUGGUAGAAAUAUAUAUAAUUUUCUAUGUACGUUUGGUCGUUGACGGCGUCCCUGCUGGCCGGCCGGCCGGCCUCCUCAUCAUCUUCAUUAAUUAUUUCUCCGUACGUAUUCCAAAGGUACAGUUAAAAUUAAAAACAUGCCAGAAGCAGUGAAUAAGGCAUCUCAUAAGGGAAAGAUAUGGAAACUGUUGCCAAAAUCAGUUGCCUUCCCACAAAGCCUACGCCCAGUGUUUAGCCCCCGCAGCGGUGGUGGCCACACACAUAGUAAUAAGAGGACAGAGGCUGCACAUCAUCAACACCUCAUGAAGAUGACGAAGAUCCAUUGCAAGAAAGGAUUUUCCGGUCCGGUCGUAUCCAUUAUUCCGGCAGACGCCCGAAGAAAACCGACUACCCAGCAGCAUAGGCAUGGAGAACCAACCUCUCCCAAAGUUUCAUGCAUUGGUCAAAUCAAGAUCAGUAAGAAGAGGCAAGAAGAAGAUAAGAGUAGUAGUAGUGGUGGCAGCCGUGAUAAGGAAGACUUCGGCAGGUGGUCUCUUGCGACAACCACGCCGCCGUUUAAGGAGAAACCCUCUUCAUCCUCCUCCUCCUCGUCUUAUUCUCAUGUUGGGAAACAUGUAUUAUAUCACGGAAGGAAAUCUGAUGCUUCGGCUGACAAAGGGACGCCAAUGGGUUUGGGUCAGAUCAAGCACUUUGCGAGCGGCCGAGAGAUAUCGAUGCUGUCUGAAUUCACUUGUCCUACGCGGCAGGCGCAAGCCCGUAGUGGGAUAGUAUAUUGUUCAGAUGAGGAAGAAGAAGAUCAAGAAACCACAACAAUACCACCGACAAAGCCGCCGCUGCCGCAACAGGAACCAAGGAAGAAGGAAAUUAAUCUGUGGAAAAGAAGGAUCAUGGCUCAACCAAAGCCUCUUCAUAUCAUCCAUUAACACCUCCACCCAUGCAUGAUCUGUCGGCCGGCCAGAUGGACCCAAACAAAUUGAACUCGAUCAUAAUAUGAUGAUGACAACGUUUUGGUUAACUGGCCACCUCCAGAUAGAUCAGACAAGCAAUUCGUUCGCGCGUUUCCUCGCCUAAUAUAGAAGUGCUUAAUUUCAUAUUAAUUUAAUCCCAUCAUAAACUUGGGAAGUUUACCUAUGUUAAAACAGGUUGUGUUUAAGCUUUCCCUAAAUAUGACAACCAACUUAGCAUUAGUUUGUAUCACCUUAUUCAUGUAUGAAUCUUAUUUAUUCAAUUGAGUUUCUUUCUUUAUGACCAAAUAA
Messenger RNA from Cuscuta europaea, 1360 nucleotides. The record is from the annotation of a GenBank genome assembly. Lineage: Eukaryota; Viridiplantae; Streptophyta; Magnoliopsida; Solanales; Convolvulaceae.